Caenorhabditis auriculariae is the source of this 5302-nucleotide messenger RNA. NCBI's taxonomy places the organism in Eukaryota, Metazoa, Nematoda, Chromadorea, Rhabditida, Rhabditidae. The record is from the annotation of a GenBank genome assembly.
AUGCGUCGACGGCAGCAGAUGAUGAAGAAGCGCGACCGAGUGAAAUUGCCGACCUUGGCAUCUCUCGCUCGGAUUGGCGAGUCUUUCCGCCUCUUCGCCCAUAAUUCCUUCAAACGCGCUUCUCAGGAACGAGAAGUGGUUUUUGGAACUCUUUUUCUUCCUUUCUCAGACCUCCCGUUGGCUUACUUGUCAAAUAUGUCUUUUUUGAGCAACAUUUCCUUUUUUUCGAAGGUGCACUGAAAUCGUUUUUGUUUUCUGAAAAAAGUUAGUACCCUCACUAGACCUAAUCAACUUGCGAACUUAUGAGUAGUCUAAACAAUGAGAAAACAGGUAAAUAGCGUAAAUUUUAGUCGCAACCGGUCAACCCUUGAGGAACAAGUUCUUCGUAACCCGCACAGUUCUACAGUAAAGAUAAGAAAAACGACAUGAUUCAGCUUCUCGCCAUCAAAGGACGAGGUGGUGCCGAGCAAUGAUAAAACUAUUGUCAAAACCAUCUGUCGUUCAGAAUGGCUAGCGAGGUUUGACAGCUCUUUGAAGGUUUAAUCGAGACUUUUUCUACAGAGUUCUUUUUGAAGUGAAAUAGUAGCAUCUAACGAACAAAGGAACGAACAGUUUCCAGUACUAUUAAUUUUCAUUUCGAGUUUCGUUAAACUGAUUCUGGCUCUUCUAAAACCUGAGACAACAGGGAAUUUAUAAUCCAAUCAAAAAAAUGUUUUUCAAUUUUAGAAAGUCAACAUUUAGAAAAAUUAGUCAAAAUCUACUUUCCGAGGUCUUUUUCAUCUUCAGGCUCACUUUAGGGUUGUUCCUGGUUUCUCCACCCUCAAGCUCAGGAGUCUUCUGUUGAAAGCGAGAGACGUCUCAGGACCGACGCAUCCUCAUUUUCCGAGUAACAACUAAUGGGAGAACUUUGAGUUAGGAAGUGUCGGAAGCGAUGAUUUGGUGUCACAAGGAGGCCAGCCAAACGAGUCAAAGGACAUCUGCGCGCGUUUGCAUUUAUAAUACCUCGGUCGACCGGCCGCCAACCAACAACGGGUCUCUCGGCCGCGUUCUCUCUUCUCCGCCGUGUGUACGUGUGCUGUGUAUGCGUAUUUAUGAGCGGCGACAAUCCCGCUUCAAAUCACUUUCUUCCCACCGCAAAACCAAUUCGUCUUCGUUCCCGCCAUUUUUCUGGCUUUGCGCACUUCAUCCGCUUUUCAUGCUCCUUGCAACUUUUUGUUUUUUGUUUUGCAUGUCGUUCUUAUCUUUCUCUGUCGUCUUCUUUGAACGUCCAUCGACGCUCCUCGAAUCGAGAUGAAGUCUCAUUCUGCUUGACUUGGAUCGGCUAUGAGUACUGUGCCGAGAUGUUCCCUUCCAUACUUAUUGCGAAGUAUACAGCCUCACGCUUCCAAAAAAGAGAGAAGACAAAAUCUUCAGUUUUUCUGUAACGGCAAUUUUCAGGCAUCUCAGCUUUUCUUUUAUGAUCUCGAAAACAUUUCCUCUUUUUUGCUCUCUUUAUGCCCCUUCCGCUCCAUGAACCUAACAAAAUACUGUACCGAGGUGUUCACGUGCCUCUCAUGCCGAUGUACUAACUCUAGCUCACUUUGAAGAAAAUUUCAAAAGGAGCGUUUCUACUCUCUCAAGGCAUCUUUUCUGAUUUUCUCCUUUCAGCUUCAACCUUUUGAAUACCAUUUUACGACCGCUCCCCUUCAAACGUUGUUUCCAUGCGCCAAGAACUUGUUCUGGGUUUUCGACGAGUGCCAGGUGGUUUUGUUCCAGGAAAUUGAUGGCUCUUAGAGGAGUCAACUGAAAACGAGGCCAAAGAAGAAGAAGAAAGUGGCAGAUCUUUUGGCGACCCGCGAGUCUCUCGGAUUACUGGUCGUUACUCGAGUUUCGUCUAAGCCAACCGUAUGCACCAUGUUUAUAAUCACACAUGUGACCUCUUCCGUUCUUCCCUCAAAACCAUCGUCCAUUUUCCUUUCGGAAAAGCUCACAAUACCUUUCCCUUCAUAAAAGUAAAAUUAGGAAAUGAAGAAAAAAAGUGAACUGAAAUUAAACGUAUUUUAGCAAAGCUUGAUUUCUUUAUGAUAGAAUCUAGAGGUAUGAAACGCAGAAAAGCUUUUUAAAAAAUAAUUUUCACACAAGUUUUCGUACAAAGCCAUCGCUAAUAGUUUUUUGAUGCUGAGUAAACAAUCUAAAACGCUUUCUGUUGAAUCAUCGGAGUACAAUAGGCUUGCGACAAAGAAAAAUAACAGGUGCAAGUGAGUUUUGAAAACGCAGAAGAAGAAGAAGAAAGCUUCUUUUGGCAUAGCUUUGUUUUUCGAAUGGAGCGCUGGAAGAAUAACCUUUUGUUUUGAGAUAUGAGAUUAGAAAAUAAAGGAUCAAAUGAAGGCCGCGAAGACCCAGCUGAUCUGCGGCCUCAUGGGGAGCUACUUUUUUGUCGAGAUCUUAAAAUCUCAACUGGCUUGCGACCUCAAAGAAAGCUGUUCUUGCCGGGAAAUUCGCCUUCUCAGCUGAUCUGCGGCCUUGAAGGAAGGUGUUCUCUGCCAGAACGCCAAACUCUCGGCUGACCUCCGACCUGAAGAGAACGUUCUCCAUGUCGCGGAGCUGGACUUCACGAAGGAGCACUUGCCGCAGACAGACGGCGGCCCAACGCGGAACGGUGCAUCUCGUUUUCAUUUUUCGACACUUUCCACUCCGCUCGGGCAUGUUUUUUUCGUCUUUUUUUCGGGCGCGCGCGUCUCCUUUCUUCAACUUCUUGAAGCUUUUCGUUGGUCGCCGCGCGAUGCUGGGAAAAUAUUGUGUUGGAGCGUUCUGCUACGCCUAUCGGCCGCGACUGCAAAGUGCGAACGAAAGUGGAAUUUCGCGUUUUUAACCUCGGCCGCCGCCGGUUGAACCAAACAAGGAGACGUUCCUUUUCCUUCCCUUUGCUGUUCCCACACUCGUCUCAUUUUCUUUCUCUUGGUUUUUGUUCGUGUUUGACGCGUUUUGCAGUCGAACGUGAGAUUCUCGGCUCCUUUUUCCUUUUUUGGAAGUUUCUCCUAAUGUUGUGUUUCCGUCGAAACUUCAAUUUUGAAAUUUGAUUUGAAGGCUUCUCAUUCGCAGCAAAAAAGUUUCCUUCUCGGAAAUCUCCGCUACUUUCUUCUAUUUGUUUUUGAUGUGUUCUGGUUGCCGAGAUAGAUUUCACAAUUUUUAGUGAGCCUUAUUCGUUUUACUUUUUAUUCAGUACUUUUCCAAAGGCAAAACUUCCACACCACUUUUUCCUUAGAAUGUCAAAAUAAAUUACCAAUAUUUUUUUAAACAUUAAAAGUUAAAAGUCCGUUUUUAUUUUUUAGACAUUUAUUUUUUUCUUCUUUCUAAGGCCCUGACUUCUAUUCCAAAAAAACUAAUUCGAAAAAAAUUUUUUUCACAUUCAUAUACUGAGUUUGGUGUUUGAAUUUUGUCAUAGCGCCAACAUGCAAAUUUGAAAAUCCAAAAUGUUGAAAAAACGUGGAAAACAAUACUAAGCGAUGUUCGGACUAGAAACUGGUUCUCCGUGGAAAUCAUGUACAGUGUUUUGAGAAGAAACGACACAAUCAGUCUUUCGAACUUCAAAAUGUGUUGACAGCCGCCGAGGGGGCAAACGGCGGCCGCAUUGCUCAUAUUAGAGGGCGUGGCUUCUCCCCGUUUCCAAGGCGCGGGCAAAGGGCUUUCCCACAAUUGUUUUUGAGCAGUCCAGCGCCAGGCAAAGUGCUGGCCUUUUUGAAAGAAGAACGGCCACAUCCACAUUUCGACGCCGCCAUUUAGAACCUUCGCUUCAAAAGAAACUGAAAAGCUGAAUUGCUGUGAGCUCUUUUCAGAGUUUCUCACUUAUUUUCAAUUCUUUAAAAAAUAGGAAGACACAUUUUCCAAAUACUCGAACGUAGAAUGAUAGAAGGAAGUUUCUUUGAAUAAUCAAAGUUAGAAACCUUUAAUUUAUCUUGCAAAUUUGUUAAAUUUUUUUCAAUUUUCUUAAUUUUACAGAUUUUCCACAUUUUUCUGAGCUCUUACAUAGACAUUAACGCGACGAUAUGUUACACUUGAGAUUUUUUAUCAUUAUAGUUUUUUUUUUUUCAAAACCUUUCACGUAACGAGACGCCCUGCCGUACACUUAAUAAAAGGAGGACAAAACUUCUCCAUCUUCUUCCUUUUUUUUCGCCUCGGGUCGGCAUUUCAGCCGACGCUUCCAUUCAUUCUUUCACACUCAUCUCGUUUUCGUCCGCCGCUUCUUCUUCCUUUUUCUUAUUGCACUCGAUUCGUUACCGCUUUUAGUGUAGCUUUCGAGCGAUUGCCGUUUCUUUCUGUUGUCAAAUUGGAAGUAAUUCAACGGAAAGGAUUUUUCAGAGAAAAUCAUGAUGCAGUCAGCUCCGCCGAGUUGGACUCAGCCGAUCCGGCUCAGGCCUAUUCUGCUCCCUUCGCCUCCAGUUCGCAAAGGAAUGGGUGUCUCCAAGUCAUUGGUUAGUUUUUUAUGAACAUUUUGAUUCUGGGAAGUAGAGCGAGAAUUUUUUAGUCAAGUCGAAGUCCACCGCGGCAAAAAUAAUUGAAGAUAACUUUAGUACUUGUACAGAUCUCAGAGAAGGACUGUUUCCCAAGUUGUGAAUGAAUUAUUAUGCUAAAUUUUUGAUAUUUCAAGAAAUUUAAUUAUAUUUUUGAUAAAAGUAAGACUUUUCUUCUCUUUUUUUUCUCUUCGAAAAUCUAACAUUGUGAUACGAAAUAGUAGUAUGUUUUGGACUUUUAUCAUUAAAAAAAUCAAGAAUCUUUCAUGAUGUGCCGAUUCAAUUUUUUCAAAACGAACAGUUCCUUCCAAAAGUUUUACAAUUCCGUUUUCUAAACUCCACAAAAGAAAACCUCAAAUGAGCAUAAACUUAUAACAAUUUCUUUUUUGAAUCUCUAACUGAAAUAUCUUCAGAAAGCCAAACACAAGCGCGGAGCAGAGCCAUCGAAGCCGGCUCAGAUCGUGCUGCCGUCGAUCUCGACGCUGUUCCAGCCUUCGCCCUCGCUGUCGACCACUUCCACCGGCAGCACGUCUUCUUACUGCCAGUUUUCGCCGGAGUCCGGCACCUUCUCGCCCUACAAUCCAUACAGUCCCGGCGACUACGGCGACUACAUGUUCCAGUACCCGACCGAAAUGCCGCCGCCGUCCUCCACGGCUUCUGCCGCCACCAACACUCAAUCCGACGACAGCAAGGACGUCACUCAGCCGCUCUUCGUUCAGACCGACGACGACUCCUGCGGCCAGCGCGUGUCAGGCUAUACCGUCAAACCAGACGACCUUCUGCUUCGUCCGGCUCCGCUCUGGCGGCGCUAA